UACGAGUUGCUUCCCUUGUAUAGGAUUUCGUAGUACAGAAAGCGAGGGCACUGCUGCAUUUCUUACACAUGGCUACAUUUCUAUAGGUGCAUCUAGUGUGUGAUCAAGCGGUGAAAUAUCGGUUACACUACGGAAUGUGAUAUUUAAAUUCCUCCUUGGGCAGUCGGGAGGUCAGAUAGGAUAACAUAUUCAUCCUUCAUACAGGGAAGGCCGCAUACAUUAGGACGAAAGUAGGACAGAUCCUGAGUAAAAGUGAGCGAAGUUUAAGUCUGAAAAAUGGACCACCAGGAUUCUGUUGACAGGGAACCAUCAUUUGUGAGAAAUUCAAACCUGAGUUGUAUGGACGAGGAUGUCUUAUAUCACAUCGCCCUAGGAAAUAAGUCACAUGACCUGAAAGAGAUGUUCUCUGAUGUCAAGUUUGUGUGUUUUGGUGGAUCACCGAGCCGAAUGGAGAAAUUUGCAUUUCAACUAGUGAAUGAACUUAACUACAAGAUGACCGCUGGUCAGACAUUGUGUAAUGUGGCCGGAGGAUCUGACCGCUACGUUCUGUACAAAGUGGGGCCGGUCAUCUCUGUCAGCCAUGGUAUGGGGAUUCCCUCACUGUCCAUCCUCAUCCAUGAGAUACUGAAGCUGCUUAAUCAUGCAGGAUGUUCCCCGAGUGAUGUCACCUUCUUCAGGAUCGGUACUAGUGGAGGCCUGGGCCUGGAGCCAGGAACAGUGGUUAUAUCUGAGGCAGCUGUAGAUGGUAUCUUGCGUCCAUAUAUGGAAGUGGCCACGCUAGGGAUGAUAAUUCAGCAUCCGGCUCUGCUGGACCAGGAGCUUAACAGUAAACUGAUAGAUGUUGCCAAGGAGACAGACAUCAAAGCUGUCCUGGGGAAGACCAUGUGUACCUAUGAUUUUUAUGAAGGCCAAGCCAGACUGGAUGGAGCGUUCUGUGACUAUACCCCAGAGGACAAAAUGGCUUUUCUGAAGAGGGCACAUUCCCGCAGGGUAGCCAAUAUAGAAAUGGAGUCACUGUGCUUUGCUUCCAUGACACACAGAGCUGGAAUCAAAAGUGCAGUUUUAUGUGUAACAUUGCUUGACAGACUAAGUGGGGACCAGAUCAACUCACCACAUGACGUCAUGGAGGAAUGGCAGCAACGUCCGCAACGCAUCGUCAUCCAGUAUAUACGAAAACAGCUGGGUCUGGAGUAAUCAUUUAUACUUAACUUGUUGGCCUGGUUCUAGGGUAAAUCUGACUGCUCUCUGUUACUCAUUUCUGACCAAGAUCUCUGAUCAAUCUUGUUGUUUUAACUGACUUCUGAAUGGCUUAACAUGUAGUGUAUGUUUCUAUUGAAAAUUUGGGUGUAAUGAUGUCCAUUUCUGUGUUCAGACUCCUACUGAUGUCACCAGGGACGAUACAGUAGUACCUGAUACUGUCUGUCUGUUGUCCAACCAAUAACUCCCUACUUGUGUCACCAGGGACGAUACAGUAGUACCUGAUACUGUCUGUCUGUUGUCUGAACAAUAUCUUGGUUGUGUUAAGUCCCUACUGGUGUCACCAGGGACGAUACAGUAGUACCUGAUACUGUCUGUCUGCUGUCUGAAUGAUGGGACAGACACAGAUAUCACAUUACAUUAUGCUCCAUAAAAUGGCAGUGUAGAUAUGCUGUCUAAAUCAUGGAUAUAUGAUGAGUGUCUUUUUUUUUUUAAAUGUUUUUUUUUUUGAUAAUGUACAUUGUAAUUAUAAUAAAUAAGGACAACCUUGAGUUGGGAAUCAUACAAAGAGUCUGUGGUUGGAAGGAAAUUAUAUACAUACUGUAUAGUUGUUUAAUUUUGCAGGGUACCUCAAAUGUUUCACAGUUACUUAUUUAGUAUUACAAUUCACAGUACAAUCAUUUGCUAGUAACAACUGUAUUUAUGUUUGUAAUUUGUUCAGUGACAGCAAAUAUAGCACAAUUAAAUCCUUCACUAAUAUUACUAAGUAUGUGGUAUGUAAUGGUAUCUUUUGUCUCAGGUUCAAUGAUUUUGGAUUUGUUUUAUAUACAGGGACCACCGUUAAGAACGUUAAUACAUAGCUUUAAGAUUCACACAAUGUUGUUUAAGUUUUCCAGAAUUGUGAAAUAACAAACUGUAAGUUGAAUAAACUUAACACAUUUUUAAAUAUACGCACAUGAUAUGAUGUUAAGAUUUCAGAUUGGUAACUCCAUCAAGGGGUCGGACUGAGGUCAUUUUGAAGUGCCAUUUCAGUGCAAAAAAAUUUUGUGCAAUCUUUUUACAACACAGCAACAUUCCAUCCUUCAUGUAUUCUUCUAGUCAUUUUUCCCUUUUUUUUCUUCAGAAUCAUAAAAUUAAGUCAUAAUGUUUACAGUAAAUCCUAAAUAUUAUUUAGGAUUAAUUUUGAUGAAGACAGCACAUAGUUUAUGACGAGAGUUCAACCCUUUCCUUUAAUGGACCCUUCCUCUGAGAAAUUAUUAUGUAGCUCUUCUAACCAAUCAGAAGCAAUGUUACAAACAACAUCAAUUUUUCAUAACCAAUAUAAAUAUUUGUUUCAAACAGGAUUGGAUCAUUGGAGAAUUACUUGAAACAACUUCCAGGGUCAUUUUUUGAAACCUGCAAUUUUAAACUCAAUGUCUAAUUUCUCAUCUUAAUCAAGAAAGAAAAUAUGCAGUGUUACUAUUUUUGUUCUUAACACAUGUUUUUCUGUGAUCUACCCAUAAUGCACUGCCUUUGGUUACUGCAUUAACUGAUUUCUUUCGUUCAUUUUUAUUCCCAAUUUCUUAAAGGAAUUUACGUAAUUUUAGGGGUAUAGGCAAUUAACUAUAUAAAUCGUCGCUUUGAUUGCUCAUUGUCAUUUAUAAAUUCACAAUAACAUUGAGCUCCAUACUACAAACUAAAGAUUCUACGCAAUACCGCAAACUUGGAUUUUUAGUCUUAGACUGUGUUCAGUAGCCUUUUUUUUAAAGUCCCAAGCCUAAAACACAAAGUUUCUCACAAGCCUGGCUGGCUCAGCAGAACAAAUUAUUCAAUCUCUUUUUAAAAGAUUUAUUGCAUUAC
Molecule: messenger RNA, 3036 nt
Organism: Pecten maximus
Lineage: Eukaryota; Metazoa; Mollusca; Bivalvia; Pectinida; Pectinidae
Product: uridine phosphorylase 2-like
Exons: 8
Coding region: 277-1194 (305 amino acids)
Biological process (GO): nucleotide catabolic process; uridine catabolic process
Cellular component (GO): cytosol; cytoplasm
Molecular function (GO): uridine phosphorylase activity
Source: RefSeq, a predicted model, not a curated record